GAUUACCCAGACGUGCGAACGAUUCAUUCGUUUCCUUUAAAGUAUGUGAAAUGCCUCCUGUAGGGCAGAACUGGAGCAGUCCCAAUAGCGACCAUCUGCCCCACUUGGUUAACUGUACCGAGGCAGUGGUGCAUUCUCGACUGUAGAUUGAAACACAAGUGGAGGAUGUUGCAGACCGCUCCACCCCUCCCACACCGCCUGUGUCGAGACCCAGCGCCUCUCCGCUCCAUCUGAGUGAUGAGAGACCGCGCGGUCGCUCUCCUCUGAACACACCCUAGCCUCAGACGGGACACACCUGGGGAGAGGUCGUAUCAAAGCGGGAAUUCAUUCGACAAGACACAGUUCAGCAGAAAACAGUGAUAUCUCUGCUGGCUGCGUGGAAGAAAAUACCGGAAUGACUUGUGCGCGGAGGAAAACAGUGACGGACGACGUAAAUAUUUACAUGCCCUUGUUCACAGCAGUACUGGUCGCCUUCGACUAAACUCACACCGACAUCGCGUGCCUUUCGGAGGCUGCGGAGGAACUGCGAUGUUGACGCGCACCAACAACGAGUGAAAUAAAAAUACGGGCGGGAAACGGAUCGCGAUAGAAUUCUGUUGAAGCGGACUGUGAGAGUUUAUGGAGGUUUGCGGGACUGCUCUUCUUUAAUCUGCGGUCAUGCCGCAGGCAUCAUCAGAUCUGUUCCCUACCUGAGGGAAUCGAGGAUUACUGGUGUUUUGGCAGGAGGUAGUAAUCAUGACCUGAUUGGACUGUAAUACGAGAAGUUUGGAAUGUGACACGCGGUGUUUUAGAUGCUUUGUCUUGAAAAAAAAAUUCCAAAACAAUUUUGCGCGUGCAAACGGAGAAUUCUAAAGAGUUAAACAACUGACGUUACACGAGUCGGUGUUACAGUGUUACGGUUUUGGUGGGAAAUUGGAUGAGAAACGUGCGCAGUGGACUCAACUUUUUAAGUAAUUUUGUGAGAGUAAUCGCUUCGUAUCGCGGACCACAAACGGUCGUUUUGCGCUACUUGUGCGAGACGCUUUAAACAAAGCAAAACUAUUUUUUAGAGAUAUUUGUGAUGUGUAUAUACAUGGUAAUGUCAUAAAUAACGACAGUAUAGUGUUUUAUUGAUGCACCGCCCGAUACAAACAUCCGCGAGCAGCUGUUGCUAUGGUUACCUACGCAGAAGAAUCUCUGUUCGCGUAAAUUUUGUGUUUAGCGAAGCAUUAUACGAACGCCGUUGAAGCGUAUAAAUGCUUGUGUAAAAAAAAAAAAAAUUAUUUAUAAGACCCCCAACUGUAGUUUGGGGUUGAUUCAUGCCUUAAUUGCGGUUUUCAUAUACCCCCAAAAAACCUCUUUAUUUUACACCCUGUGAAUGAGCACUUUGUGAAAAAGAUUUUGCAGAAAUGCCAUUCAGUGCAAGUGUUUGUAAUUUUAUUAUAUAAAUUCACAUCUUAAUGUAAGUAUAUUUUCUCUGUCAGAUGAGAGGCGGCAGGUAUAAAGUAAGCAGAAGGACCUUUAAAACACUGUUCUCCAAUAAACUUUAUAGGAACGCUAACACUUUUUUCUUAUUUUCAUUUGUUUCUUACAAAAUGUACAAUUAAAAGACUUUUAAUAGUUAAAUGUGAAUUCAUUUUGAAAGUAUGCCCAGUCAGGAGGCCCUUUUCCAGGGUGAGACUUUAUAACCAAACAUGGGAGCGAAGCAAACGAAGGCCUCGGGGCAGGAGGCAGGAGCAAGCCCUCAGAGCGCAGGAUGGAAACGGACCCCCACAAAAGAGCGAGGAGACAUACUUACUUCUAUAAUGUUGAGGUCAGGAGACAAACUGAGGAGCAGUGGGACUCCUCCUCCCUACCAGCGUCGCAUCGGGAUGAUACAAGAGAUGAUGCUGAUGGCAAAGCAGGGGAAACACGAUGAGGCGACAGAGGUGCUGAAGACUCUCCGGCAGGAUCUGGGAAUGGAGUCAACCUCUCUGGAUGAUGUUCUCUACCGCUAUGCCAGUUUCCGCAACCUGGUGGAUCCCAUUACCCAUGACCUCAUUAUCAGCCUGGCCAAAUAUAUUCACUGCCCAAAGACGGAAGGAGAUGCUUUGGGCGCCAUGGAGAAGGUGUGCCGUCAGCUGACCUACCACCUGAGCCCACACUCCCAGUGGAGACGGCAGGGGCUGCUGAAGAGGAAGCCACAGGCCUGUCUGAAAUCAGUUCUUUCGAGCCCUCCCUCUGGUGGGACAUUAGACCUCUCCGGCAUCCCUCUUGGAGUGAAAGACAUGGAGCGUCUCUGUGCCUACCUGCAUCACCAUGCGUCCCGCAUUGGCAGCAUAGAACUGGGCUUCACCGAGCUCACAGACGAUGCCUUCCUUCUGCUCCUCCCUACGCUGGCGUCUCUUCCCCGCCUUGAGACUCUGGCCCUCAAUGGCAACAGGCUGACCCGUGCCGUGCUCAAAGAACUCACAGACACACUGAAGGACCCGGACAGCUUCCCCAGCGUCACAUGGAUCGACCUGGGGAACAACGUGGACAUCUUCUCCCUCCCACAACCGUUUCUGGUGAGCCUUCGCAAGCGCUGCCCCAAACAGGGCAACCUUCCCACCAUCCUCGAGUUCGGCGAGAGCCAGGCCAGCGAGCCGGAGGGCCGAGUGGAUGAGGACGACGCAGACGAUACGAACAGGACUGAGAGUAUGGGAGAACUCAGAUCUGAGGUAGAAGAAGAGAUUGACGGCGAGAUGGAGAUCGAGGACAUGAUGGAGGAGUUGCUGGAUUUUGACAGGGAGGUGCAAGGCAAGGAGGACGAGGACGACAGUAUGUGGACCUUGGAGGAGCAGCGGCUGGUAAAAGAUCCAGUCGCAAAGCAGAGCAGAGAGAAAAGAGCGUCCAAAGCAGAGGGCGAGGAGGACUUACAAAGCCAGUCUUCCCAUCUGUCCUGCUCCAGCCAGUCACAGCACUCUUCUGGAGCCAUCGAGCCUUUAAGGGAAGACUCUGUCCCAGACCAGUUAGCAUGUCAUUCGAACAACCCUACCUGAUUGAAGCUAAUGUCUAAUUUCAUAAGAUGCUGGUCCCUUUAAGAAAAAGAGAAAGCAUAACAGGCUUUUAUUUCAGACCGGGUUAUCUAUGAAGUCAUGGGAUUCAGAAGGUUUUAUAGGUUUGGCACUCACAGCAGUUGUCUGAGAAAUUAAUCACUUGUGAGUUUAAAAAAAAUAUCCAAUAUAGCUUCUCGUCCAGGUUUCUCCCUUCACUCUUGUGUAAACGUGUAGAUCCAGUCGCAAAAGCAAUUAGCAGAGGACGAAGAAGAUGUCCAAAGUCAGUCAUCCCAUCUGUCUUGCUCCAGCCAUUCACAGCACCCUUCUGGAGCUAUUGAGCCUUUAAGAGAAGAUCCUGUCCUAGACCAGUUAGCUUCGUCCCUUUAAGUAAAAGAGAAUGGUGGAGCGUGGCAUUCAGCAGGUUUAAUAGGGAUGACAAUCAUGGCUGCUGUCUGUUUUUGCAAAGAAGAUAUGAAUCACUUGUGAGGUACAAAAAUAUCAAACACACCCUACUUAUUCAGGUUUUCCCCAUCACUGUCAUAACCAUGAACCUCCGUGUGCCUAUGUGCCUGUUCAAAACCCUGCUGGAGAAGCAUGUGUGUGUGUGUGUGUGUGUGUAGGUGCACAUUUAGAUCAGUUAGUCACGCUGGAUAUAAUCAGAUCAUGAAUUGGUGUGUCCAUCUAUGCAUCUGACUGUCGUAAGCAUCAUGUUCUCUCCAGCAGUGGAAAACAACCUAAAUUCUAUUCAGUACCGUCCAAUGAAUAUGCAUGUCCCGGGAGUCAGGUGGAUGGGACGCAGAUGAGAUCAUAUUAAGUGCCCCUAAUUUAUACAGUGGAAAACCAAAAUGUCUUGUCACACUGUUGGCCCAAAACAAUAUGUUUGAUACAGAGCAGCAGGACUGAGGCCAAAGAGGAAAGACUCACUCCACGGGAAAAAAAAAGUUUGGUCGUCUGGAUAUAUGAUAUUAUAUAAUACUUUUAUUCUCUUGUUGCUGCUUGACAUGGAUUUUGAAAACAAUGUAAGGUUGCUUAGCUCAGUUCUUUAGAAUAGAUCCUUUAAACACACGAAAAUUAUAUAAAGGUUUCAUUUCUAUUUAUCCACUGUUAUUAAAUGAUAAAGGUAUUUCAUAGUAUAAACAUCUAUAUAGUGCCUAAUUAUAUUACAUUAUUCAAAUGUAAUUCAAACUAGUUCUGAUAUGCCAGUAAAUGAGAGUAUUGUUUCAAUGACAGUGUAUAUUGAUAGACAAAUUUUGUCUUAAUGGAAAACAGUUGUUCUAUUUCAUUAUUUAAAAUGACUUAAUUGAGAAUUAGGAUUUAUUAUAUCCAUUUAUACUGUACUACUUUGUAUAUUAUCACAAUAUGCUUACAUGCAAAAUAUUGUUCAGUGUUUUUUUAAGUAGAAUUGUCUCCCUCCCCAAAUGAUGGUUUAUAAGAUUAAUUAUUAAGCCUAAUUGCUCCUCUGAUAAAGUUAACCAAUAUAUUUAAGAUUAUCAUGUCAUUUUAUGGUCACCAGGUAGCCUCAAAAUCUCCUGCUGUUUUUCAAAGCCAUACUUUUAAGAUCUGCCAUUAAAGAAAGGGAAUUAUAUAUUGAUAAAAGUGCACUGAAGAGCUGUGAUCAAUGAAUUUUGUCUGUAUUUCUGUAUUCCCACAAUGGUUAAUAAAGGAAGGAGAAUGCUAGGGAUGACAAGUAACAGCAAUAUGUGUAUAUGAUUAUUUGUAAACACACUGUAUUUGACUGUUGGCAUCAAAAUCAAUAAACCUUUAAGAAAUAUA
Puntigrus tetrazona (Sumatra barb) is the source of this 4769-nucleotide messenger RNA. It is a transcript of the gene lrrc75a, whose product is annotated as leucine rich repeat containing 75A. The transcript has 4 exons. Bases 1674 to 2999 code for a protein of 441 amino acids. The record is from RefSeq and is a predicted model, not a curated record. Lineage: Eukaryota; Metazoa; Chordata; Actinopteri; Cypriniformes; Cyprinidae.